ACAAGGCGAGUCAGGUUUCCCUUUUUGGGAAGGUUAGGAGCGGUAACCUCGAGGCUUCGAAACACACCCUAAUCGCCUGUUUACAGCUUUUCCAUUGUUCCCAUUCAUUUUAGUACCACAAUAAUGGUUCAUUUGCCUUGCGCUGGCCAAACAUAAAGCUUUGCCACGUUCUUUCGGCCCUCUGUAUCUUUAUUUGCCCUCCAACGACACCAACGACAUUGUCCACAAUCUUCAAGAAUGCCAUCAAUAAUUGCCCCAUCACCACGACGCGUCGCCCAUGCCUUAUUUCAAGACGCGCUACAGUCUCCUUCCCCGGAGACGCGUCAGUCCCACGUCCCAUCAACAGUAAUUUCUGAAAUUUUACCCUCGCGAAUGCUUUUAAGUCCCCCGCGACUGCUGUCGCCAAUCACACUCAAUGAACCUCGUGUUUUGUCUCGGAAAUCAAAGUCACCGAUGCCUUGUGGUGCUGCAGUAAGGCGAGGGUCUACCCGUAACACUCGCUCCAUGAAUAAACGCCGUCGUUUUCCCCCUCGUAUCGAGUCGCCUCUCGAUGUAUAUAGCCGUGUUCCUAUGUUUGAUCGUCUCCCAUGGAUCUCCGCCAUGGAGUACCCUCCGCGGUUCGAUCUUUGCGACACAGCAGAUCUGUCUCUUCUGCCCGCACUUGGCGCUGAAGAACCCACAUUCUCAGACGCAAUCCCUGCGUCUGGACCGGUGCGCCGCCGCAAGUCAUCACUCCGUUCAAACCCUCUUGGAAAUAAUUCAGAGCCGGAAUCGCCAUCAAGACAAAAUUUUCCUUUCCAGUCCCCCAACUGUGAUCGGGAACGUCUCAAGACCCCGCCCCCUAGGAUACCUUUUGACCCCACACAAGUCACUUUUUACAACCUCAUGCCAGUCUUUCCGCAUGGAGCUGCCAAUAGCCUCUCGUAG
Messenger RNA from Suillus plorans, 927 nucleotides. RefSeq lists its product as uncharacterized. The transcript has 3 exons. Lineage: Eukaryota; Fungi; Basidiomycota; Agaricomycetes; Boletales; Suillaceae. Bases 238 to 927 code for a protein of 229 amino acids. The record is from RefSeq and is a predicted model, not a curated record.